Molecule: messenger RNA, 2143 nt
Organism: Carassius auratus (goldfish)
Lineage: Eukaryota; Metazoa; Chordata; Actinopteri; Cypriniformes; Cyprinidae
Product: sterile alpha motif domain-containing protein 3-like
Exons: 5
Coding region: 154-1743 (529 amino acids)
Source: RefSeq, a predicted model, not a curated record
GAUGUUACAAGUUGGAGUCCACAAGCUUAGUCAAAGUACUAGAGCAGCCACAACUUACUGACACAUACCCACUAGCUACCUAUUCAGUGGAAGGCAAUCGCAUGGUAUCUCUAAAACACCACAUCUGCUUGUCAAACUAGUUGUACUUGGCACAUGGUUAUGAAUAUGUCUGCCCCAACUCAACUACGUGUUAUCAUUGAGGAGACCCAAGUCCACAAGUUAACCCUACCAGAUGGAAUCCCCAGCACUAUUGACGAAUUUUUGGCAGCCAUACAGAUUCAUUUUCAACUCCAAGGGAGUUUUACUGUUAUGUACAUGGACAAAGAUUUUGAUGAUCAGUUCUUCACUCUUACGUCAACAGACGUCAUUAAGAACAAAGACACAAUCAAACUUGUUAGAAAUGAACCUUCUUCCGUUAUUCUCACAUUGACUCCCAUCAAUGAGGAUGCUGCUUUCUCUCCUUCACUGCCACUUGGUCUGCCAUUCCAGGAAGACGGUUCCUCGGUUAGUUCAUCCGACACCAUUGGUUUACCAAGGUUCCCAGAGUUUCGAUCUGAACGGUGGCCAACUAUCUUUGAGAUACCCACCUUUUCAUAUAAUGUUGAACUGCCCCUUCAAGCAGGAAAUAAGGCCUAUGAAAUUGAUGGCUCACUCCUUCAUAAUCCAAGCAUGAACUCUGACAUACUUGAGAAACUUGCUGAAGCAAUAUUCCACUACACUGCCUAUCCCUCUAGCCUUCAAAUACUGGCAGUUGUAGAAACUCUGCUAAAAAAGCAUCCAUGCCUAAAAGAGCCUGCAACCUCACAUUCAGGCAUGCACGGUUGGCAGCAGCGUCUUAGAUUCAAGAUGGCUAAUUACCGUUCCAAAAUGAGAAGGCGUGAAGUUCCUUGUCCUGAGCUUGAUAUCAACUCCUUGAAAAGGAAACCUCAUGGUGAGAGAAAUCCUGCAAAAAAUUGCAAGCGACCAAAGAGAGCAGAGGUCAACUACCUUCCUCCACAUCCAAGUGGAGAAACUAGCGACACUCUGGAGUUAGAGAGACAAGAGCUUCUUAACGAGGUAAAGAAGAAGAACAACAACAAGGUGAUUCAAGAAAAAAUGGCCAAAACAUUCUCCUAUCGAAGGCUCGAAGUUGUGAGUGGUAGUCCUGCCGCUGAAGACUUCAGAGAGAGAUGGCCUGCUUUGUUUUGUGAAGCUGAGAUCAAGGAGGAAUUCAGGAGAAUAACUACAGUUUCAUUGGAGCAGAGCUUUAUGUACAAGCUUGACCACUAUACAACAAAACUUAUUGCCCUGAUGAUGGCCAAGGGAGGUGUCAUCAGGACCAAGCUGAGGCCGUUUAUGGACAGACUGAGCCAGUACCAAAGCAUUGAGAUGAGACGUGAAACUGUCAUCCGCAGCCUUAUCCUGUACCUCGGUGAGAAGGAAGAAGAGCUAUUUGAAGAUUGCCAGGAGGACAUUCGUAGUGAUGCCGCUGAACAUAUCCUUAGGAUACUGGUCAUCCAUGGUGCUGAUCAAGAGGAUCCAGUUGAUGUGUCCAUCAUUUUGGAGGGCAAGGAGAUGUUUCCAGGAUGCGGCAGUACUGCUAAAGCUUGCACACUGCUGAUGGGGCUUAUUUAUGCCCUCAACCUGGCAUACCCCCCAACACUGCGCUACACCUUUGAGGUGUUCCAGAAACUUUUCCUGGACCUGGAUGGUGUUAAAAUGUCCCCAAAAGUGCAAUCUUUGAAGUUGAAGUUGCUCUCCUGAAAGCGCACGUGCUGUACAAUCGAGGCUGUUGGUAGACUCCAAUUUACAUCUCCAUCUCAAAAACGUUUACAAAAUUUUGACUACUUUCUACUUUUUACUUCUUGAAAUGUUUUAAUGUGUUACGGUUUUAAGAGCAUAAAGAGCACUUAGUGUUGGUUUGAAUGCUGUUAUUGCAUUAAGUGAAUUGUUAGAUUUUAAUUGGGUAUUUGGGAAAAUAUAAUCCCAGAUAUGUGUUGGAUGUAAUAAAAUGAAUUUUCCUUUCCAUUAGGGUAAAUUGUUAAUUGUUGAAACAGUUAUUAUAAAUGAUCAGAGAGGUUACUGAACGUACUGUACCUUAACUUCUUAUCAGUUGAUGUGAAUAUGUGAAUGUUUACAUAAUAAACUGUACAACUUUAUUGUA